Esox lucius (northern pike) is the source of this 981-nucleotide messenger RNA. RefSeq names its product lysosomal thioesterase PPT2-A-like. The transcript is spliced from 8 exons. Gene Ontology annotation, cellular component: lysosome. The annotation marks the transcript as partial. Gene Ontology annotation, molecular function: thiolester hydrolase activity. NCBI's taxonomy places the organism in Eukaryota, Metazoa, Chordata, Actinopteri, Esociformes, Esocidae. The record is from RefSeq and is a predicted model, not a curated record.
AUGACAGAAUUGUUGAACGUCAGUGGGCUCCUACUGAUGCUGUGUGGAGUUAACCUGUGCGACACGCUGGGGUACAAACCGGUCAUCAUUGUUCACGGUCUUUUUGAUGGACCUAAACAAUUUGUUCAGAUGGCUCGUAUUAUAGAAAAGGCGCAUCCUGGCACCAAUGUGUCAGUGAUAGAUCUGUACGACAACAUGGCCAGCCUGACGCCACUAUGGAAACAGGUGUUGGGGUUCAAGAAGGCCCUGUAUCCAAUCAUUCAAGAGGCAAAGAAUGGUGUCCAUCUUAUCUGCUUCUCACAAGGUGGUCUUAUAUGUCGAGGACUCCUCUCCACACUCCCUGACCAUAAUGUUCAGUCCUUCAUCUCUCUCUCAUCACCACAGGCUGGCCAGUAUGGAGAUACAGCCAUUCUGAAUUGGCUUUUUCCACACUACCUAAAGGCAAAGGUUUUUCACAUCUGUUACUCUUCUAUAGGACAGGAAUUGUCCAUCUGCAAUUUCUGGAAUGACCCACACCAAAAAGAACGUUUUUUGAAGACCAGUAAAUAUCUGGCCUUGCUAAAUGGAGAGAAACCUCACAGUAAAAUGACAGUGUGGCGGGAGAACUUCCUCCGUAUAAGCAAGCUGGUUUUGAUCGGAGGACCCGAUGAUGGAGUGAUCACACCAUGGGAGUCCAGCCAGUUUGGAUUUUAUGACAACAAUGAAACCAUUGUUGAAAUGAAGAACCAGAAUUGGUACGUUACGGACUCGUUUGGGCUGAAGACACUGCAUGCUCGUGGAGACCUGGCUGUGUGUGUGCUCUCAGGAGUGAAACAUGCCAAUUGGCAUAAUAAUGAGACGGUUUUCAGAAGCUGCAUCGAGGAGUGGUUGACAUAAACAUGAACACACAUUUGUUUUUCUAUCCUUGUUGGGAAAGGAAAAAAAAUCAAUAUUCCCUAACACCUAGCCUAAUCCAGACCCUACCUAACCCUAACCUCUAAA